Cucurbita moschata (crookneck pumpkin) is the source of this 2586-nucleotide messenger RNA. RefSeq names its product transcription initiation factor TFIID subunit 12b-like. Gene Ontology annotation, molecular function: DNA binding; protein heterodimerization activity; TBP-class protein binding. Lineage: Eukaryota; Viridiplantae; Streptophyta; Magnoliopsida; Cucurbitales; Cucurbitaceae. Gene Ontology annotation, cellular component: SAGA complex; transcription factor TFIID complex; SLIK (SAGA-like) complex. The coding region runs from base 128 to 2155 and encodes 675 amino acids. The transcript is spliced from 8 exons. The record is from RefSeq and is a predicted model, not a curated record. Gene Ontology annotation, biological process: DNA-templated transcription initiation; RNA polymerase II preinitiation complex assembly.
CUUCCUCCGCUCUCUCUUCCCCCUUCCUCUUUUCUUCUCCCCUUCGCAUUCAUUUCUUUCUCUGCAAAUUUUGAUGCAAUUUCUGCCAUGAUUUAGUUUCUUGAUCUUUGCUUAUCUUUGAAUUUCAAUGGCGGAUAGUACUUCGUCUCCUAGACCAGUUCAAACGAACCCGAUGGACCCUUCGCCACCGCCGCCGCAGCAUCAACCGCAAGUUCAACCUUCAACCACCGCUGUUCCUCAAAAUUCAUCGAAUCCGUCAAAUUCCUCUGUAAAUCCUCCCAUUCCAUCGCCUUCUGCGCUUGUUCAAUCACCUUCGAUUGACCACUUACAUCCGCUAUCUCAAAUCUCUUCUCCUCCUCUUUCGCACAUCUCUCUCCCGCAAAAUCAACAGCAACAGCAACAGCUUAGCCCUGCGGUUGGAUUGGACUACCAGCAGAAGCCUCUACAGCAGCAGCAGCAGCAACAACAGCAGCAACAACAGCAGCAACAACAGCAGCAACAACAACAGCAACAUUCGCAGCAAUUGGUGCAACAACCUCAGAAUGCGAGUGCGAUGACGAAUUUCCAAAUCCAGCAGGCUUUACAGCGGUCACCUUCGAUGUCUCGGUUGAACCAAAUGCAACCGCAGCAGCAGCAGCAGCAGCAGUUUGGGAUGAUGAGACAGCAAUCGGCGCUUUACAGUCAGAUGAAUUUUGGUGCGUCUUCUACAAACCAGCAGCAGCAACAGCCUAACCAACAACAGCAAAUAGGAACUGGGAAUCUGUCGCGGUCUGCAUUAAUUGGUCAGGGUAGCCAUUUGCCCAUGUUGUCUGGGGCGGCUGCUGCUGCUCAGUAUAACUUGCAGUCACAAUUACUUGCUUCGUCGAAGCAGAAAGCUGGUUUAGUCCAGGGGGCGCAAUUUCAGUCGGGUAACUCUCACGGGCAAGCUUUACAAGGAAUCCAAGCAAUGGGGAUGAUGGGUUCAAUGAAUUUGACCUCGCAGUUAAGAGCCAAUGGCCUUGCGUCGUCAUAUGCCCAACAGAGAAUAAACCAAGGCCAAAUAAGGCAGCAAUUAUCACAACAAAGCUCACUCACGUCUCCACAGGUUCAGAACUUACCGAGAAUGUCAAAUCUAGCAUUUAUGAAUCAACAAUUGACUAAUUUGGCUCAGAAUGGGCAGUCAAACAUGAUUCAGAACUCUUUGCAACAGCAACAGUGGUUGAAGCAAAUUCCAUCAAUGUCUACCCCUGGCUCACCCUCAUAUCGUCUUCAACAGAGGCAACAAGUUCUGCUACAGCAGCAAUUGGCCUCAUCUAAUCAAUUGCAUCAAAACCCCAUGUCCUUGAACUCUCAACAAUUUCCUCAGCUUGUACAGCAACAGCCGUCCAUGGGACAUCAACAGCAACAGCAGCAACCACAGGCACAACAACAGCAACCACAACAACAGCAGCUACAACAACAGCAGCUACAACAGCAGACCCUUCAUCAACAACAGCAGCUACUUCAACAACCAUCACCUCAGAAUUCUCUGCAACCAGUAUUGCAUCAGCAUCAACAUCAGCAGCAUUCUCCUAGGAUAGCUGGACUUGUGGGCCAGAAAUCUCUCAGUUUGACUGGAUCACAUCCAGAUGCUACAGCGUCUGGCACUAGUACACCUGGGGGAAGUUCAAGCCAAGGGACAGAAGCUGCCACUCAAGUCCUUGGAAAGAGAAAGAUACAAGAUCUGGUUUCACAGGUAGAUCCGCAUGGAAAGCUGGAACCUGAAGUUGAAGAUCUUCUCUUGGAGAUUGCCGAUGAUUUUAUUGACUCGGUUACUACCUUUUCAUGCAAUUUGGCUAAACAUCGAAAGUCCUCAACUUUAGAAUCCAAAGAUCUCUUGCUACACUUAGAGAAGAAUUGGCAGUUGAACAUUCCUGGAUAUUCAAGUGACGAGCGGAAGAACCAGAACAAAAGUUUAUCAUCAAGUGACGUCCACAAGAAACGUCUGGACAUGAUACGCAUAUUGAAGGAAGCUUCCCGUGUCGAAACAAACAUGAACACCCCUAAAGAGAUGGUCCGACAAGGGGUUGGAAUCUCCAUCGGUACCAACACUCUAACAAGGCCUUCACCAAGUUCAGAACAACUAUUGUCACAGACAGCCGGUUCACAGCUGCUGCAGCAAAUGACGAGGUUUUAAUGUCUCAACUAUGUUUGAAAAACUAAUGCUUGUAAAUCUCGACUACUUGGUGAACAACCCUGGUUACCAGUUCAGGGAUACAAAAAUAAAAUGAGAUUUAGAGAAUGCCAUUUAAGAGGGGCCUGAACUGGACUUCUGUGUGGAGUGGAGUAGUGUGUGAUGGUUCUUAGUGAUACAACUUAUGAAAUCAAUUUUUUUAGGCUGUAUAAUAUGAAGAUGCAUAAUCUGGAACACGGGCGUAAUGUUAAUUGUACAAAAUAUUUGGCAGUCAUAUUAGUAUAGGCCUUAAGUUAUUGUUGUGUUUUGCCAUGGAGGACAUCUUUAGUUUAUAUUGAUUCUCUUCACAAUCUCAAACCGUCUGAAGUUUGUUGAGGAUCAUAGCAAAACUAUUACAAAUGGAAUAGAAGAUAUGAUUACAAAUGUUUUGAUUC